UUCUAUCCUCCUCUUCCAUCUCCUCUCGUUCCAAUGAACAAAAAAACCUAAACACCAAAUUUUCCCUUCUGCUAUUUCUUCUCUACUCCCACGAGCAGCGAAUUCGCCAUUUUCCGACGUCUGCCUAAACAGAAAAAGUGAAAAGCUCCAUCCGCUUAUCUUUUCCCACCAGAGCCGCCUCCACCAUCUUCGUAAAACAAAUCCGAAAAAUAACCCCCUUCUUCUUAUCUCACAGAGAUUUCUUCUCUUCUCUCACUCUCUCGCUGGAGUCUCUCCCUUGCCAGAGUCUCCUCUUUUUUUUCCAUCUCAUUUCACGUCUCUUCUCAUCUUGUAUUCUCUCCUUUGGCCUUUCUUGUAUCUGCUCCGUUCCCCAAGCGACACCUUGGUAUUCUGUCUUCAAGCAAGCCAGAAGCAAGCAUACGUUUGUGGAAACUACGAGGGCUAACGCUGCUCCUCUCCUCACUGAUUCUUGAGCGUCGCCAUAAACCCACGAUACAGGCUAUUUGUUCUUCAAGCUCGGAUCUCUCUUUUUUCAUUUUUUCUUUUUUUCUUUUUUUCCCUUAGCAGAUGCUGUACCGAAAGCUAGACUGGCGUUGCUGUGAUUAGCCCUUCAAUAUUUUUUUUCUCGAGCAGUUUUUGUGCCCUAAAGAAGCAUCACAGAUCGGGUCGCAUCAGUUGCUCCGUUUGGGUUGCACCAGCUUUUUGCGCACAUCAGUUUCUGGUUUCUGCCGUUCAGUUUCCUCCACUAACCCGUACUCGCCGGAACCCUGUCCUCAGUUGGAGUUCUGCAUCGACACAGCACUGGUACUCGCGGGUGUUGGUUAUCUGCUCCAUCAUCAUCUAAAGUUGCUGAAACUAAAUGGCUUCACCAUUUGUAGCAGGACUUGCUGUUGCAGCUGCUGCUUAUGCUGGUAAAUAUGGCAUCCAGGCUUGGCAGGCAUUCAAGGCAAGACCACCAACAGCCAGAAUUCGCAAGUUUUAUGAAGGUGGUUUUCAACCAACGAUGACAAGAAGAGAAGCGGCUCUAAUACUUGGAGUCAGGGAAAGUACUGCGGCAGAGAAAGUGAAGGAAGCUCAUCGGAGGGUAAUGGUAGCAAACCAUCCAGAUGCAGGCGGAAGUCAUUACCUUGCUUCAAAAAUUAAUGAAGCAAAAGAUGUGCUGCUUGGGAGAUCAAAAGGUAGUGGUUCUGCAUUUUGAUGGGAUUAGAUUUUGAUCUCUCUGAAGACCUUCGAGCAAAGCUCUCUUGGAUGGUUCUUUGUUUCCACUUCAGAUUGGAGUUGUGCGGAAAUGUCUGUAUACAAUUUUCUUUGAGCACUAAAUUGACAGUCAGUAUAUUUAUUGAAUCAAGUAGUUAGGACUCAGAUAGUUUCAGGCUGAUAUUUGUAUAAAUUCUUUGGCUUGUGUCCCUGUCUAUGUCUGAUCGGGUGAAGCUCGCUGCAACUCAGUUUUGGUGAUACAUUAUGGUAUUCAUUUUACCCUAUUGCCACUCUUUAGCUGGGAUCUUUGGUGAUUUUUCCCCCUCUACGGUUGUAAUUUUCUGCUAAGGUCUGAGAGUAAAUGACAGCUUUCUUCCAUAAGAAAGUUAGUUUAUUUGUGUGUUCAGAAA
Carica papaya (papaya) is the source of this 1607-nucleotide messenger RNA. RefSeq names its product mitochondrial import inner membrane translocase subunit TIM14-1. Gene Ontology annotation, cellular component: PAM complex, Tim23 associated import motor. Lineage: Eukaryota; Viridiplantae; Streptophyta; Magnoliopsida; Brassicales; Caricaceae. Gene Ontology annotation, biological process: protein import into mitochondrial matrix. The record is from RefSeq and is a predicted model, not a curated record. Gene Ontology annotation, molecular function: ATPase activator activity.